Messenger RNA from Salvelinus fontinalis (brook trout), 2002 nucleotides. RefSeq names its product casein kinase II subunit alpha-like. Gene Ontology annotation, molecular function: protein serine/threonine kinase activity; ATP binding. The record is from RefSeq and is a predicted model, not a curated record. Lineage: Eukaryota; Metazoa; Chordata; Actinopteri; Salmoniformes; Salmonidae. Gene Ontology annotation, cellular component: cytosol; nucleus; protein kinase CK2 complex. Bases 142 to 1317 code for a protein of 391 amino acids. The transcript has 13 exons. Gene Ontology annotation, biological process: protein phosphorylation.
ACAUGCGCCACCCCGAGGAGUGGAGGUCUUGAGUAACUGCCCUCCUUUAUCGAAAACUGGUUGCUGGAGUCCAGUGUCGCCAUAUUGUCAUCCCGAAGCUCUGAGAGGUCCUGAGGAGAGAGCCUUUGCAUCCACCUGAAGAUGUCUGGCCCGGUCACCAGCCGAUCCCGGGUUUACCCCGAUGUGAACACACAAAGACCCCGGGAGUACUGGGACUACGAGUCACACGUUGUAGAGUGGGGGAAUCAAGAUGACUACCAGCUGGUGCGAAAGCUCGGCCGGGGCAAAUACAGCGAAGUCUUUGAAGCUAUCAACAUCACAAACAACGAGAAAGUAGUCGUCAAAAUACUCAAGCCAGUAAAAAAGAAGAAAAUCAAGCGAGAAAUCAAGAUUCUAGAAAACCUGCGAGGCGGCCCCAACAUCAUCUCACUUCUAGACAUCGUCAAGGAUCCAGUGUCUCGGACUCCAGCUCUGGUCUUUGAACACGUCAACAACACAGACUUCAAGCAAUUGUAUCAAACGCUCUCCGACUACGACAUACGGUUCUACAUGUAUGAGAUCUUGAAGGCUCUGGACUACUGUCACAGUAUGGGAAUCAUGCACAGAGACGUCAAGCCACACAACGUCAUGAUCGACCACGAACACAGAAAGCUUCGCCUUAUAGACUGGGGUUUGGCAGAGUUCUACCACCCUGCUCAGGAGUACAACGUACGAGUGGCUUCCCGGUACUUCAAGGGUCCAGAGCUGCUGGUCGACUACCAGAUGUACGACUACAGUUUAGACAUGUGGAGCUUGGGCUGCAUGCUGGCCAGUAUGAUCUUCAGGAAGGAGCCUUUCUUCCAUGGACACGACAACUACGACCAGCUUGUACGGAUCGCAAAAGUCCUGGGCACAGAAGACCUGUAUGACUACAUUGACAAAUACAACAUCGAGCUAGACCCAAGGUUCAAUGACAUUCUGGGCAGGCAUUCCCGUAAGCGGUGGGAGAGGUUUGUCCACAGUGAGAACCAGCACCUGGUCAGCACUGAAGCACUGGACUUCCUGGACAAGCUGCUGCGUUACGACCACCACGCCCGCCUCACCGCCCGGGAGGCCAUGGAACACCCCUACUUCUACCCCAUUGUGAAAGACCAGGCGAGGAUGGGCUCUAUAUCAGGGCUGUCGACUGGUUCUACCCCAGUCAGCUCCUCCAGUAUGAUGACAGGCAUCACUUCCAUGUCCUCGUCGCAGCCCCUGGCUAACGUGGCGGGCUCUCCUGUGAUCUCUUCCCCCAGUGCUCUGGCCACGCAGGUCCCAGCUGCCGGGGCCCAGCCCUGAACGGUGCUCUCAGCCUGGGGCCCGGGACGGACCCGCUGCCCUUGUCUGGGACGGCCUACCAAGCCCUCAGAAGGUCCAGGCAACAAUCAUUUUUAUGUUGAGUAUAACAAAGAGAGAAAAAAAAAAGAUAUUAGGUUCCCCUUUUUUCUUUUUCCAUACAAUAAUUAUAUAUUGAGAUCCGGGCGCACAACGAGAGACAGAAAAAAGAAGAUAAAACAAACAUUACUUGCGUCUGUGUCCGGAUAAAAACAGUAGCUGCGUUCUUUCAUAAUGAGUGUCUAGAAAUGCAACUACAAUGUAGAAAUGAAGCAAAAUGGAUAAUAAAAUGUAUUUUAUAUGUCCCUAAAGUACUUUUGUUUGAGGUGGUUUUCUAUGGGCCAGAGGUUAUCAUUUUCUAAUCAACCGUUAGUGGUCACAUGAAAUGACUCAUGGGCUGCAUGUAACACUUUUUGUUUGUUAAAUACAUUUCUUCUGUUGGUCACAUAGUUUCAACAUUGAAUUUCUCUCUAUAGAACGACACCCCCCGGUAGUUAUUUUCAAUGUUAUGUAAUGUUUUUAUCACGAGGCAUUUUCACAAUGAUUAUGCUUGUUAUUUAGUUGUGGCUAUUCAAGGCUCAUUGAACAACCAUUUUGUACAAGAGUUAAGGUGACAUAUGACAUUGUGUUUAUAAAAUGUAUUCAAUAA